Molecule: messenger RNA, 3388 nt
Organism: Vitrella brassicaformis
Lineage: Eukaryota; Vitrellaceae
Source: the annotation of a GenBank genome assembly
UCAUUCACCGCCAGUGUCGGUGAGUACGUCGAGCAGCCACUUGACGUCGGCACAAGGGGCCCUCUUCAGCACUGACAUGACCUCCAUCCUCUCGUGUCCCAUCGCAACGGCAUCCCGAGCAGUACUCAGCAUCUGAACGAAACAAGGAGACUGUCGCGCCGGCAAAGGCGGUGCCAAUUCACCUGCAUGCGCAAGAAUGAUGGCAUGGUGGCAUCGUCGAAGGGAACGCUCAUGCUUUCGGCAUCUUGUCCCUCGCUCUGGUGUCUUGACACGGAUCUGCUGCGGCCCCUUCCCCUUCGCUGCGUUCGCCGAUCACGCGUGUGUGUUUUCUGGACGGGCUUGGUUCUCGAUGGCUUGAUGGACAUGCGCUCGUAGAAGGAUGUCAUCUCACCUGAAUGAAGCGCGGGGAGAGACAGAUUUGUGGGAAGGGUUUGUCGUGUAACGUCUGGGUGGUGUGCCUGGUAGUGAGUUGAGGACAUCGGCUGCUAUGUUGGGCCCUCGGGAGGGAUGGCGGUGCAGAGAUACUGACACACAGACACAUAUGGAUUGAGCAUGCAUAGAUAGGACGUGGCAUGCAGAUUUGUGUGACAACAACAAGGAAGGAGGUGCGUUGUGCCUUUCUGCUUCUCCACUCACCUCUGUCUGAUGCCUGCCGCAUCUCAAUGAUUUUCGCAUCCAAGCCGUCGCCACUCUUCAUGCCACCGUGGUCAGUACAGACUGAGGACAGCCAGACAGAGGUAAGUAAGAGGCAAGUCAUCACAUCACAUCACACAAGCUGCUGCUGCUCGCCUUUGCAACGAGUUCUGCUGCUCUCCUACUUCCUACCUAUAGUGAUGGAUAGAGGCAGGUCAACGGUUUUCUGUAUCUCUUCCUUCGUCAGGUCCCAAUCAGAAAGGUCGCUGCAGCACAGCACGACAAAUACGCUUGUUUGCACUCAUGACACUCAUGAAUGGAGGCUUUGUUGUGUUUGUUGCACACCCGUCCGUAAGUAUGAGCAAGACCCAGUACUUCUCGGUGUGCUGUUCUGUGGCAGCCCAGCUGCCUGCGAUGCUGACGAUAUGCCUCAGCAGUGUGGGGCCGGAAAACCACGUGUGCUUGAGGGCGUGACGGUACGCCUGCAACACACCUACAUGCAUCCAUGGCCAUGGAGGGUGGGAGCGAACGUACAGGAAAAGCGAUCGAUACACUGAUUGCCUCACGCAUGUGGCCCGCCUUGUUACAUGUGGUAUCAUACCUUGUGCCCCCCUGACCAUGGGGCUGAAGUAGCAGCCCUUCAGCGAGAAACAGUGCGAUGUGUAGCUGGAGGGCGGCAGCCUGUCAGGACACACAACACAACACAACCCACGCACAAACAAGACACAUGGACUCAGCCGAGAGGUAAGCUGAAAAACACGCAGGCAGAUUCGCUUCCUUUCUUUACUUGCUUCCAAAUCCGUACGGAGCGAUGAGGCCAUUAUCUGCGGUUUCCGGCCGCACACAGAGGACGUGUCUCUCUCUGAUGCGUGUAUAUGUGGAUGUACCCAGGUAGCGGUGCAUGACCGUGGCCACUUCCUCCACGCACUGCUCAUAAGCGUUGCCGCCCUCCUCCUCAUAUCGGUGCAGCGACGCACCGUUGACUGGCGGCCUGUUACUCUGCGUCAUGUCGAUGGCCACCAAGAGACCCAACUUCACACCCGAGUGGAUAAAAUCCAGGAAAGUCACUCUGCAAGCACACGACAGAGAGAGAACACACAGGAUCUUCCACAGACGCACAAUGAUCGUGUCUCUUCUUUUGCAUGGUGUGUAUGAUGGUUCCCACCGCUUCUCGAAUUCGAUUUUCUCUAUCUGCGCUUUGGCCUGUGUACGAUGAAGGCCAUUGCGCUGGCUCAGUGCGAAGACAGAGGCUUUGAUGGAUAUGCUAUACGCCAGACAGACAGACAGACAGACGCGGUGAUAAUUCUUCCCACCCAAUGUUGCUUCCUUCCCAUCCACCCACCCGGCGACAGAGCAUUUCUUGAGAGCACCGCAUGUGACCAUCGCCACAGUCAGGUGCUUGCACAUCGGCUGCCGACACUUGCUGCACACACACACCCUCACAAUUAAUGGCAUCUCUCGGCUGGCUCGGUGCGUCCACGCAUCUCACGUUCGAUUUUCGAGCGCGCCUUCCUUGUCUGGUGGGACGUUGCUGGUGUGCAUGAGGAGGCCAACGCAGGUCUCGGGGCUGUAGACCGACUUGCCAUCCCAGUCGUGAGCCGAUACCACCCACUUGACCGGCAAAACUGCAUGGAAAGACGGCUGCCGGGCCGUCAACACCUCGCUGGUCAGCACAGGGUGGAAACAAGACGCUGCUCGCGAUGCGUCCACGCGGUCCAGGGCGUCUUCUGCGGCAUCAGGCCCUUGGUCCCUUAUCUGUUUCCGCAGCUGCUCGUCCACACACUUGCACACCGAGAUGACACAGCUGUCCCCCCGCCGGGCGAAGGGGGGGCGUAUGUGCAUGCUGAUGAGGUCGUUGCUGCCCUUGGCCUCCACGCAGCGGACAUCGAUCUCGAUGAGCUCGUCGUGCCUCUUAGCUUUGUGCUUGGCCCGCAUCGACACAAAGUAGUCAUCCUCAUCCUCGUCCUCCUCGCCUUCUGCCUCGUCUGCGUGGCGGGCAGGGGUGGCCUGGGUGGUGUGUGACGGCCGUAGGGGCAGAGUGAGGGUGCCGCUGGCCACCAGGUGAGACACCUCGCACUCAGCCUCAGCAGAGAACAGCCGCUCGCCUGACGGCUGGGAGGCGCUACUCUCCUCAUACAAAUCAAACCUAUACAUACAUGCGCACAGAAAGAAGGCGCAGUGGGAGUGACCCUUGCCCGAGCGCGUGCUCUGUGUGUCCCCCGGGUCCGCUUCCUCCGUCCGCAUGAAUGCAUUCACUCAUGCACCGUAGGUGUUGUGUGGCGUUGAAUCGGUAGAGGGCCACGGCGAGGGGCUGGAAGUCCAGGCUCUGCCGGUUGGUGUCCACAGACGCCUGUCUCGCGGGGCCCAGGGAAACCCACUCCCCCUCAUCAGAUUCUGGCGGACAGAAAGAGUUCAUGUGACCGUGCGUGCGAUGAUGCAAGGCGCACAUGGCUGACCUGUUCGGAUGGCCACGGCACAAAAUACACGCCGAAUGGAGCCUUUCUGUACGGUGGGGUCGAAACAGCUGACGGAGAGCUCAAUGCGGCUGGUAGCCUCGGACAGAUCGUCAUAUCCUUGGCGUCUGUCAGUCGCACAACCAGGCUUCUCAUCCGCAUCCGUGUUGUUGUCCUGGAGGUCUUCAUCGUCAUCCGGAGCGUAUGGCUUGACCUUCGACUUAUUCCUGCCGAGCACACCGCGGCGGCAACACACCUGACCCAUCGUUCUCGAGAAUAUAAGAGAGCCCGCCUUCGCUGAG